GAGGAAGAGGAGGGCAUGCGCGUUUGGGAAUGCCGUAAUGUAACCUCAUCACCGGGCGGGCGGUGCAUUUUUUCCGUUCGUUGACUCGCCGCUCCUCCGUGUUUUUUUGACGGUGCCAACUAACGGAAUGAUUCAUCGGCGGCGGGUUAACUGUAAAGCGACUUUGGUUUGGACAUGUUAGUGAGGAAAUGUGCGAGAACGACCGCCUUCCAGGCUCGUUUUUAAUUAGCAUGUUUUUGCCUGUCAAAUUAGCUCCGUGCGUGCUAAACGCGGUUUAAUAGCAGCUCGUUCUCUUAUUUUCUUCCCUAAUGCCUGAAGUCGCCCUUUUCAGCCUGUUUGGAUUUAAUAUGAGUGAAAGAAGACAUUAAACAGCGCAAGUAGGAUUUUCCCCCUGCACACACCCGUGGUCAUGCCGGGUGUGUGGAGUCGAAGAGCGGGGGGAAGCUAGCUGGCUUCUGGCGGAACAGCCAGCGGGGGCUUUGGUAUUUGGAUGAUCGUGAAGCUGAUCGGCUCGGCUAAAAGCAGCCAGCAUGGGGGAUCCCAGCCUGGACGACUCCAACGUCAAGGUGGCGGUCCGCGUUCGGCCCAUGAACAGGAGAGAAAAGGAAUUAAACACCAAGUGUGUGGUGGAGAUGGUGAAGAAUCAGACCGUCCUCCAUCCUGCACUGACCAACCUAGGCAAGGGCGACUCCAGGAAUCAGUCCAAGGUGUUUGCAUAUGACUACUGCUUCUGGUCUAUGGAUGAAUCGGACAAAGAGAGAUUUGCCGGUCAAGAGGUGGUGUUUCAGUGCCUUGGGGAAAGUCUUCUUCAUAAUGCCUUCCUUGGCUACAAUGCCUGUAUCUUUGCCUACGGACAAACCGGAUCCGGAAAGUCCUACACCAUGAUGGGUUCGGGGGACCAGCCGGGCCUCAUACCACGACUCUGUAGCGCGUUGUUCGACCGCACGCAGAAGGAGCAGCGUGAGCAGGAGAAGUUCACCGUGGAGGUCUCCUACAUGGAGAUCUACAACGAAAAGGUCCGCGAUCUGCUGGACCCCAAAGGGGGCAGACAAACACUGAGAGUGAGAGAGCACAAAGUGCUGGGUCCAUAUGUGGAUGGCCUGUCUCGGUUAGCCGUGGCUUGCUAUAAGGACAUUGAGGUGCUGAUGUCAGAGGGCAAUAAGUCUCGCACCGUCGCUGCCACCAAUAUGAACGAGGAGAGCAGUCGAUCGCACGCCGUCUUCAACAUCAUCCUCACGCACACCCUGACGGACGUGCAGUCUGGGACAAGUGGUGAGAAAGUGAGUCGGCUGAGUCUAGUGGAUCUGGCUGGGAGUGAGCGAGCGACAAAAACCGGAGCGGCGGGAGAGCGUCUCAAGGAAGGAAGUAACAUAAACAAGUCGCUGACUACACUGGGCCUGGUGAUCUCCGCUCUAGCAGAGCAAGGAACUGCCAAGAACAAGAACAAGUUUGUUCCUUACCGAGACUCUGUUCUGACAUGGCUGCUGAAGGACUGUCUCGGCGGGAACAGCCGCACGGCCAUGGUGGCCACGGUGAGCCCGGCGGCCGACAAUUACGAAGAGACGCUGUCCACGUUGCGCUACGCUGACCGGGCGAAGAGCAUCGUCAACCACGCCGUCGUCAACGAGGACCCCAACGCUCGCAUCAUCCGGGAGCUGCGCGAGGAAGUGGAGAAGCUGCGAGUGCAGCUCACUCAAGCCGAGUCAAUGAAAGCCCCUGAGCUCAAAGAGCGCUUGGAAGAGUCUGAAAAGUUGAUUCACGAGAUGACCAUCACGUGGGAGGAUAAACUUCGCAAAACGGAGGAGAUUGCACAGGAGCGUCAGAAGCAGCUGGAAAGUCUGGGUAUUUCCCUUCAGUCGUCUGGCAUUAAAGUGGGAGACGAUAAGAGCUUUCUUGUCAACCUGAAUGCAGACCCGGCACUCAACGAGCUUUUGGUGUACUAUUUAAAGGAGACCCACACACAGGUGGGCUCAGCAGAUUCCCAGGAUAUUCAGCUAUGUGGCAUGGGCAUCCAGGCCGAGCACUGCGUCAUUGAUAUCGGUGCCGAUGGCGCCGUCAUCCUCACGCCGUACCCUAAUGCUCGGACGUGUGUAAAUGGGUCUCCAGCCACGUGUGCGCUGCAGCUUCACCAUGGCGACCGAAUCCUUUGGGGAAACAACCAUUUCUUCAGGAUUAACCUUCCCAAGCGUCGCACUCGGACCAUCGAGGACGAGGAGGGUGACGGCAGCGCAAUGAAAAAGAGCGGCAGCAACGAGCAGCUGGAUGCGGACGGGGACUCGGCCAGCGAAGCGUCCAGCGAAGUCAGCUUCUCCUAUGAGUUCGCUCAGACCGAAGUCAUGAUGAAGGCUCUUGGUAACAACGACCCCAUGCAGAGUGUCCUGCAGUCGCUGGAGAGGCAGCACGAGGAGGAGAAACGCUCAGCCCUGGAGCGUCAGAGGCAGAUGUACGAACAGGAGCUCCAGCAGCUGCGUCGCAAGCUUAAUCCCGAUCGCCUAUCCGGGGGCCUUCCGGGACCGCCCAGCGCUGGUCAGCAGUCUCAUUACCGCAGCAUGGAGAGACUCAGUGUGGGAGGCAUGAGCCACUCCAGCAGCGCUCAGAGCAGGCUGAGACAGUGGAGUGAGGACAGGGAAGCCGUGUUGGUGAGGAGCUUGAGGCGACUGCGGGAGCAAAUUGUGAGAGCCAACCUUCUAGCGCAAGAGGCAUGCUUUAUCGCCGAAGAGCUGGAACGCCACACAGAGUACCGAGUCACCUUACAGAUCCCUUCAGACAACCUCAAUGCCAACCGCAAGAGGGAUGCUGUGCUCAGCGAACCCGCCAUUCAGGUGCGACGUCGUUGCCGCGGCAAGCAAAUCUGGAGCUUGGAGAAGACUGAAAACCGUCUGGUGGACAUGAGGGAGCUCUAUCAGGAGUGGCAAGACUACCAUCAGCACGACAACGACAACCCUGGUAUGCGCUCGUAUUUCCGCAGGGCCGACCCGUUUUUCGAUGAGCAAGAGAACCACAGCCUCAUCGGCGUGGCCAACGUCUUUCUGUCCUGCCUUUUCUAUGACGUCAAGCUGCAGUAUGCUGUGCCCAUCAUCAACCAGAAAGGAGAGGUGGCCGGCCGUCUCCAUGUGGAGGUGGUAAGGGUCGGAGGGGCUCUGGAGGACAACAUCGCCGGAGGAGACGAUCCAGAAAACAAUUUGGAUUUAGAAAUUCAAGACCGUAAACUUGUCUGUAUGAUUAAAAUCCUACAGGCCACCGGUCUCCCCCAGCACCUUUCCAACUUCGUCUUCUGCCAGUACUCGUUCUGGGACCAGCCUGAGCCCAUCAUCGUGGCCCCCGAGGUGGACCCUUCAUCCUCGUCACCCGGCAGCAAGGACCCGCACUGCAUGGUGGUGUUCGACAGCUGCAAAGAGCUGGCCGUGUCUGUGUCGGAGGACUUCAUCGAAUACUUGACUGAAGGGGCUGUCGCCAUCGAGGUGUUUGGACAUAGGCAGGCGGACGCGGGCAGGAACCCGGCCUUGUGGGACCUCAGCAUAAUCCAGGCCAAGACGCGAACGCUGCGAGACAGGUGGAGUGAGGUAACACGGCGGCUGGAGCUCUGGAUCCAAAUACUGGAGAUUAACGAGAACGGAGACUUUGUCCCGGUCGAAGUCGUUCCCGCCCGUGACGUCAACACUGGCGGAAUCUUUCAGCUUCGACAAGGUCAAGCUAGGAGAAUCCAGGUGGACGUUCGCUCCGUUCAGGACUCGGGCACAAUGCCGCUCAUAUCUGAGAUCGUGCUGGCUGUAUCGGUGGGCUGUGUGGAAAUUACAAACACCAUCGGCGGCCCUGACGGAGAUGAGAUGGACAGUUAUCAGGAGAGAGACCUGGAACGUUUGCGACGUCAGUGGUUGGCAGCGCUCACCAAGAGGCAGGAAUACUUGGACCAGCACUUGCAAAAUCUGGUUAGCAAAGCAGAAAAAACUGAAGACGACAUGGAGAGGGAAGCGCAGCUGCUUGAAUGGCGCUUGACACUGACAGAAGAGCGCAACGCCGUCAUGGUGCCAUCAGCAGGCAGUGGUAUUCCAGGAGCCCCUGCAGAAUGGGUUCCACUCCCAGGAAUGGAGACUCACAUUCCAGUCCUCUUUCUCAACCUCAAACCUGACGACUUGAGCUCCCAAGACCAGUUUGAGGUACCUGACGCGGGAGGCUGGGACGCCACGCUCAUCGGCGAAGACGAGGACGACUUCUUUGACCUACAGAUCGUCAAACACUACGACGGCGAGGUGAAGGCGGAAGCAUCGUGGGACUCCACCGUCCACGAGUGCCCGCAGCUGAGCCGCGGGGGCGCUUGGCCCGACAGCCGGGUGUACCUCACCGUGCGCACGGUGGUGCAGCUCAGCCACCCGGCCGACAUGCAGCUAGUGCUGAGGAAGAGAAUCUGCGUCAACGUCAACCCCGGGCGUCAGGGCUUCGCGCACAACUUCCUCAGGAGGAUGUCCGCGCGCAGCACCAUCCCUGGAUGUGGCGUCACCUUUGAGGUGGUCUCCAACAUCCCAGGGGACUCCCCUGGAUCAGAGGACAGGGAGAUGCUGGCCCGCCUCGCCGCUAACGCUCACAGCAGCGAGUCGGCCGAUGACGAAGCUGCUAUUGAGAAGUACUUGCGCAGUGUGCUCAGUCUUGAGAACAUCCUUACUCUUGACAGACUCAGACAGGAGGUGACGGUGAAGGAGCAACUCGCCGCCAGAGGACGAAACAACCGGCGAAGUCUGAGUUCUCCAUCUGUUAACAGGCUGUCUGGAAGUAGACAAGACUUGUCCACCACCUGCCUGCUGGAAGACAAGGGUCGCUGGGAGAGUCAGCAAGACAUCUUCAUGCCGUCUGCGUAUCACCGCACACUUCCGCGUCCGGCUUCGUCUCCCUCUACCUACUGUCCCUCACCGCCAACGCCGCCAUCGUCCAACGCUGUCAGCUUACCGCAGGAGCAAGAGCAAGGUCGUUCAGGACUCGCUGCCUCUUAUCUUUCAGUCAAGGCGUUGGUUCCGCAGAUGCCCAAAUUGCUCAAGUCUUUGUUUCCGGCGCGCGACGACAAGAAGGAACUGAGGCCGUCGCCGCACAGCCAGCAGCAGCACGUGCCGCGCAUCGUGUCGCCACCAGGGGGAGACGAAAACCGACUAAAGGUGGACACGGCCGCCCCUCUCCCACGAGCACCAGCCAGAGAGCGGCGCUCCGACCCGGCCGACGCCCCUCCUCCUCUCCCCGCGCCCGACCCGCAUGACGGCACCCCCCUCAGCCCGCUCAGCCAGUCGUCCAGCGGCUACUUCUCGGCCAGCGUUUCCACGGCGACCCUGUCCGACGUCCUACGACCCCCCUCCUCUUCGUCCUCGUCCUCCUCCCUCGUCCUCGCCGACGCCGCCAAUCACGACGGCGCCGCCUCGCGCCGCUUCCUCUCUGAACAGAAGCAGACGGACGACUGGCUGAGGGACGGCGUCCGCGUGAACCUCGGGACCGGAAAGGCAGGCACCGUGCGCUACGUGGGAGCCACGCACUUUGCCGAAGGCGUUUGGGUGGGCGUGGAGCUGGACUCCCCCGCAGGUAAACACGACGGCUGCGUGGGCGGCCACCGUUACUUCCAAUGUCGGCCGGCGCACGGCAUUCUGGUCCGGCCCGAGCGCCUGACCUGCCGCGACGGGCGACGCGGCCCCCCGGAGCCGACCGCGCCUCGCGCCGCCCACGUUCCCGUCCUCAAAGGUGAGAACCGGAAGUCCUGGAGCAGCUGAGACAGCGCUUCCAAACACCUCUCCGGAAUUCCUGCGGCCAUCUCAGGGACCACGGGGGGGGGGGGCGCUUUUUUUAACGGUCUGUGUGCAAUAAGUCAGCUUUCGGGCUCCGUGUUGACGUCAAGGAUGACGCACGGAAGCCGCGCGUAGUGUUUGAGUAAGUGCAUCUUAUUUUGAAAAGACUCCGGAAAAGUCUUGUGUCGUUGGAGAAACGAGAAAAAAAAAAAAAGCUGGGGUGCACUUUUUAGUGAACAUUCCGGUGACGUCCGCGGAAAGGCUACUUCAUGAAGUAAGCACGUUGCAUCAUGGGAGAUGUAGGACACACUUGUUGAGCCUUCCGCGUCUAUUUUUAACAUCUUUUUUUUUAUUAUUAUUUGUCAUGACUCACCACGGCAAUGGGCGGGUCAGUAAAUAUUUUAAAAGUUGUUAAUACACACAAAUAGAAAUAUGGAUUCUUUUAUCAGUGCCAAGAAGGAUUAUCAGGGCCACACUGAUGAUUUCACUAAAAUAAUGGUAGUUCUAGGAGCAAUAAUUUAUGGAUAAAGUGGCCAAAAUGUUAUACAUCACGUUUCAUUUUCAUGUCUACUAUAUUGUGACAAUGCACAUUUAUGAAAAAAAAAUCAUAAUUUGGGUAAAACGUUAGAAAUAUAAGUUUUGAAACCUAUUCUGGAAAAUCUACCUGGGGGAAAAGAAUGCCGUUAAAAAUAAAAGAAAACCAUAUUUAUUCUUCUGUAUAAUUAUUAACCCUUUCAGGGACAGUGGUCACUACAGCUAGUCCGUAUUUACCGGACUAUAGGUCACUCUGAAGUAUAACUCGAACUAGCUAUAAAAUGUGUCGGCCAGUUUUACAUUUUGGACGAUGUCUAAUUAUUUAAUUUAGUAUUAUAUAAGUCGCACCUGAGUUGCAGGCUCAGCCAAAAUAAAAAUAAAAAGUGCGACUGAUAUGAUAAAUACAGUUAAUUAAAAAAAAAAACCUUCAGAACUUCAACCCUUUAUAGGGCAAGUGACUAUUUUUGGAAAUUAAAAAAAAAAGCUUAAAUUUAAGCAGUCAUUAUAUAUUUUUUAAAUUACAGUGGUACCUCUACUUACGAAAUUACAGAUCGUCCUCUGUUUAUGAAUGAGUUCCGUUCAUGCGCUCGCGAUGUAACGCGCUUAAGUAGGAAUUAUUCCUUUAAAGAGCAUACGACACCAGAAAAAAAGUCUUAAAUGCCAUUAUUAUGUGAAUUAGAAUCAUAUUUUGAGACGAUUCGACCAUAUACAACAAUUUAGCAAAGCGCAGAUGACGAGAAAUUAGUCUUUUAAUCUGCCGGUUAGCCACGCCUACAAUUAUAGGGCUUUAGCGUCCCCAACAGGUGGAUGACGUCAGCGGUAGACUAGGCUCAUUGGUUUUACUAUUCAGCCCAUUGAGGGGGAAUUGUUCAGAACGAGGAAAAUGAGACGAAGAGAGCUGCAAAAUGUCAUUGUUUCAGUCUCUCUACUCCCAAUAUUUUUACAGGAUAUUCUUUUUAUCCAAGUAUUUUCCCCAAUAGCUAUAUAAAUGGCUUGAGAAGGACCAGUCAGCCCGUCGAGGGGGAACUAUUCACAAUGAGGAAAACGCGACGAAGAGAGCGGCAAAAUGUCAUUGUUUCUGUCUCUUUACUUCAAUAUUUUUACAGGAUAUUCUUUUUAUCCAAGUAUUUUUCCCCAAUAGCUAUAUAAAUGGCUUGAGAAGGACCAGUCAGCCCGUCGAGGGGGAACUAUUCACAAUGAGGAAAACGCGACGAAGAGAGCGGCAAAAUGUCAUUGUUUCUGUCUCUUUACUUCAAUAUUUUUACAGGAUAUUCUUUUUACCCAAGUACUUUCCCCAAUUGCUAAAUAAAUGGCAUGGUCAUGACAAAUAACUUGUGCUAAAUGGAAUAUAAAAUAAUAAAAAUCCAUUUAUUCAAGACGACAUGGCAAAAUUACUCCAUAAUGGUCAAAACAGUCGACUUUACCUUUACUGUCACACCUGCCGAACGAUAUUUUAUGACACCUAAAUCGGACAUAUGUCAUUUCCCUUCCCCGGCUUCGGAGAAUGUAAACAGACCAGAAGGAGUGACAGCUAGCCGACAUGCUAACCCGAACCGAGGGAUGUUUCAAAGUCUUCGAAGUGGAAAAUCACACAUAACUAGCCUGGAUUAUUUGACAUGACGACCCGGUUGUCGAGUUUCUUUGCGGAUCGGCAAACCGCCCGGCGGAGAGCAAUUUACAGUUCGUUCCCUGGAGGAGGGUGGCUGGAAUUGUUGUGUAGCUAACGUGCUAACAGCUAACUGCUAAUUAGCGUGAGGAUAGCUUUUUACAUGCCUAUCAAUGAUCAAACGUAAGUAGUCCUUUAUUUAAAGGAAUUUUAUAGUGUUUACUUUGUAAUCACUGUAUUCGUAUUUGACAUAAUACAAAACAAGAUGUUUACUCACUUCCUUGUAAGUCCAAAGGUCCCACAGUAAAUAUCCACGGUGAAUGGGAACCUUUUGAAACUCCAAAAAGGCGCAUACGCCUCUCCCGCAUACAGAAUGAUUUUUCUGCAGCCGUUUGGCUGGCGUGAUGCAAAAAAUAAAAGUAUUAAUCCGCAAAAUCAGCUGAAUCCUUCGUCCUCAUACACAACAGUACACUGUAGCGUGAAGAGGACGUCUUCUACCGUACACGUCACAGCGCCCUCCUCCUCAAUGCGAGACCGAAGCCGGAAGUCACUCAUUUUCCUGGCGCGGGAUUCAAAAAACUAAAUAAAUAUAGCGAUCGCUUCCACACACAUCCAAGCGGUCCAUAUCAUUCAGGAGCAUAAAAUACCACAUGUAUUAUGAAAUAAACAUGCUUUUUCGUGUCACAAGCACUUUAAAAUCCCCAAAACACCCUCUAAAUUAAAAAACAAACAAAAAAAAACUAUCCAAAAAUAUGUAUUAUACAGUACGUCAUUGUACUGUCUUCGCCAAGACAUUGGAGCUAAGUCCUAGCUAGACAGUGAGCUAAGCUCCGAAAUGGCAAUGUCAGAUGUCCGUGUGAUUUGCUGACUUUAUUCAGAUGCUCAUGACAUUAACUCUUGCUGAAUGGAACUAAAAUAUAAUUAGAUUAAAUCAGACCCAUCUUCAAUAACAGCAUUUCAAAUUUGCGUUGACAAGUAGCUGCUCAUACAGCAAUAACAAACGAUUGGCAUGUAUCGGUUAGCGUCCGCCCCAAUUAUUUGACCACAAUUGAAAACACACAAUAAACAGUGCAAAAGUACAGUACAGCCGUUGCCUCUGGAUCUUUCACAAGCAACAAAUGUGCGCGCAGGCUGUCACCUCUGUCACUCGGCUGACGACUGGUUUGUGUGUGCGUGUGUGAGGUGGGCGGCGCGUGUCUGUACAUGCGAUCGCUUCUUGUUGUAUGCUUCCUGCGCCGGGCGUAAGUAAAGUCAAAGUCGAGUCUGUCGUAACCCAGGGACUACCUGUAAUUGGUCCUUGAAGUAAUUUCGUAACCUGAAAAUUUCGUAAGUAGAGACGCAUUUUCCUUGUAAAUGCCUUAAUCCGUUCCGAGCCACCCAAAUUUCAGAUGUAAAUCUUUUAUAAUGCAUAAAAAUGCGUCAAAUACAUGUUAUAAUAAGAUUAUUGCACAAUAAACAUAAAAUCAGAGUUGUGCAUAAUGUAAAAAAAAAAACACGAAUAGAGUAAAAUUUAAAAGUUAAUACACUCAUGUAAAGCUGUCGGAAUACCAGGACGCUGGGAUACACACAUACACUAGAAUUCCCUCUUAGCCAAUUGGAUGCCAGGAAUGCUCGGCAAAAGCCAAUGGCAGAGCAGCUUAUAAGUAUGUGACGGUUAGUUAACUCCGGGAGCUGCGAGUGCCAGCCAUACCGUAUUUUUGCCUUUCGUAACAAGAGGAAAUAUUUUCCUGUUGAGGCGUCUUUACCUGAAAUUCUGUAUGUAGAGACGUUCGUAAGUAGAGUUACCACUGUAUUGAUUAAUAAUAAUACCGAUUAAUUUUAUAUUUUUAUAUAAUACAUUUAUGAAUUAACACAAAGUUAACAAAAUUAAACACAUGAAAUUUAAAUGAAUAAAAACAGAAAAACACUCAAGUAACACUGUAAUAUAUAUUUUUUGCCUUUGUUAUUAACUCUUUGCAAGCCAUUGAUGGCGAUAGACGUCCAAUUCAUUUAACGGGAAAGGGCUGACUUUUAAUCCUAAUGUUUGAGUGGCAAUGACUUUUGCACAAGUGCAUGUACUUGUCGUACUAGUACGCACAAGUACACGUACUUGAACUAUCAGCAGACGCUGUUACACGCCAGUACACAUACUUGGAGUGUUGUACACACAAGUACAUUUAGUUGUAGUACAAGUGCAUGCAAGUAUAAGUACACACAAGUUCUGGUAAUUGUAGUACAAGUACAGGUAAAUACAUGAACUUGUAGUACCAAUACACACACGUACACACACUUGUAGUACAAACUCACACACGUACACAUACUUGCAGUGUAAGUGCACACAAGUACACAUAGUUGUAGUACAAGUACAUGCAAGUACAAGUUCUUGUUGUACAAUUAAUUGUACUAGACGUACACAUAAAUACAUAAACUUGUAGUACAAAUACACGCAUGUACAUGCGCUUGCCGUACAAAUACACGCAUGUACAUGCGCUUGUCGUACAAAUACACGCAUGUACACGUAGUUAUGCACACUAGUACACAUAGUUGCAUACACACAAGUACAUAGUUGUAGUACAAGUACAUGUAAGUACAAGUGCUUAUAGUACAAAGUAAUUGUAGAACAAGUACACGAAAGUGCACAUACUUGGAUUUUAAGUACACACAAUUACACGUAGUUGUAGUACAAGUACAUGCAAGUGAAAGUUCCUGGAAUAAAAGUACACACAAGUACACGUAGUUGCAGUAGUAGUACAUGCAAGUACAAGUUGUUGUCGCACAAGUAAUUGGAGUACAAGUACACAUAAAUACAUGAACUUGUAGAGCAAAUUCACGCAAGUACACAUAGUUGUAGCACAAGUACAUAUACUGUAAGUACAAGUUCUUGUAGUACAAGUACAUGCAUGUAUAUACGCACUUGUAGUGCAAAUACAUGCAAUUACACGUACCUGGAGUGUGAGUACAAGUUCUUGUAGUGAAGUAAUUUUCAUACAAAUACACAUAAAUACAUGAACUUGUAGUACAACUACACGAAUGUACACGUAGUUGUACUACAAGUACAUAAAAGUACAAGUUGUUGUAGUACAAGUACACAUAAAUACAUCCACUUGCAGUAAAAAAUACAUGCAUGUACACGCACUUGUAGUACAAGUACUUAUAAGUUCUUGUAGUACAAAUAAAUGUACAUGCACUGUAGCACAAAUACACACAAUUACACAUACUGAGAGUGUAAGUACAUGCAAGUACAUGUAAUUGUAGUCAAAAUACACACAAAUACAUGAACUUGUAUUACAAAUACACGCAGGUACACACAGUUGUAGUACAAGUACAUAUAAGUACAAGUUCUUGUAGUACAAGUACACAUAAGUACUUGUAAUACAAAUGCAUGCAUGUACACACACUUGUAGUACAAAUACACACAAGUACACAUACUUGAAUUGUAACUUGUACAUGAACUUGUACACAUACAUGCAUGUACACACACUUGUAGUACAAGUACACACAAGUACACGUAAUUGUGGUAAAAGCACAUGUAAGUACAGGUUCUUGUAGUACAAGUACAAGUAAUUGUAGCACAAUUACACAUAAAUACAUGAACUUGUAGUAAAAAUACACGCAUAUACACGCACUUGUAGUACAAGUACAUGUAAGUACAGGUUCUUGUAGUACAAGUACAUAUAAGUACUUGUAAUACAAAUGCAUGCAUGUACACACACUUGUAGUACAAAUACACACAAGUACACAUACUUGAAUUGUAAGAACACAAAGCUACAAGUAGUUGUAGUACAAGUACAUGCAAAUACAAGUUCCUGUAGUGAAAAAACACACAAGUAAUUGUUGUCCAAGUACACACAAAUACAUGCACUUGGAGUACAAAUACACACAUAUACAGUGGGUUUUCCCAUUGGCAGUGUAUCAAAUACUUGUUCUCCCCACUGUACACAUACAUAGUUAUAGUGCAAGUACACGCAAGUACAAGUUCUUGUAGUACAAGUACACGCAAAUAUAUGAACUUGUAGUACAUACAAGUACGUGACAGUAAAAGUUUACGCAACAACUGGCUUUGAUUUCUCUUUUUGCCCCUCCUUGUCAAAAUGUUAGUCAAAUGAGGGUCUUGUAAGGGUUAAAAAAAAAAAAAACUGAAUUCGUGCACGCAAAAGUUGUCAUAAAACUACUUUCACUAAAAUCAAAGCGAGAAUGACAUACUACAGUCAGAAAAUUCUUUAAAAAAAUAAGCAGAUUAUUUAUAAAUAUAUUUGAUUCAUUGUCACAAUACUUUUUUCUGUGUAACUCUUGUUACCUUCCAAUUUCCUCCUUAUGUUACAAAUCAAGCUUGUAAUAUCUUCUCUGCUCAAUGUGGCCCUAAUAAUGACAAAAGAGCAUAUAUCUAUAAAUGAACGAUAAUCCUUGGUAGUGUGAACAUCACGAGUAGUUUUGCGCAUUAUCAGACAUAUCACAUUUUGUUUAUUUAUAUUUGAACGUACACGCGUGCCUCUGCCGCACAAAUA
This is a messenger RNA of Corythoichthys intestinalis (scribbled pipefish), 12383 nucleotides long. RefSeq names its product kinesin-like protein KIF13B. Gene Ontology annotation, biological process: microtubule-based movement. NCBI's taxonomy places the organism in Eukaryota, Metazoa, Chordata, Actinopteri, Syngnathiformes, Syngnathidae. Gene Ontology annotation, molecular function: microtubule motor activity; microtubule binding; ATP binding. The record is from RefSeq and is a predicted model, not a curated record. The transcript has 37 exons. Bases 531 to 5744 code for a protein of 1737 amino acids.